Messenger RNA from Poeciliopsis prolifica (blackstripe livebearer), 1116 nucleotides. Its product is annotated as gamma-synuclein-like. The transcript is spliced from 5 exons. Lineage: Eukaryota; Metazoa; Chordata; Actinopteri; Cyprinodontiformes; Poeciliidae. Gene Ontology annotation, biological process: synapse organization; chemical synaptic transmission; synaptic vesicle endocytosis. The record is from RefSeq and is a predicted model, not a curated record. Gene Ontology annotation, cellular component: cytoplasm; axon terminus; neuronal cell body. Bases 75 to 620 code for a protein of 181 amino acids. Gene Ontology annotation, molecular function: cuprous ion binding.
GACUGAACCAGAACCAGAACCUUCCUGAACUGCGGUUCUUCUGUGGCCGUUUGUUUCUGCACAAGCAUCAAUAAAUGUUCAUGAAAACGUUUUUCAGUUCAGGACGUUUCUGGAAUCUGAAUCCUCUUCCUGCUGGAGGCUCCGCCGCGUCGGCUCCUCCCAGCCUGACGCGGCUCCGCCUCCAGCAGGAGGGUGGCAGGCAGACGGAGACGGACGCAGCAGAGGACAGACCGGAGGACAGACCAGAGGACAGACCAGAAGACAGAGGCAGCAUCUUCACCUUCAUCAUCUUCAUCAUGGAUGCUCUGAGGAAGGGAUUCUCCGUGGCUAAGGAAGGCGUCGUCGCCGCCACUGAGAAGACCAAAGCCGGCGUGGGCGAGGCCGCGACCAAGACCAAGGACGGAGUCAUGUAUGUGGGAAACAAGACGAUGAAGGGCGUGGUGACGAGCGUCAAUUCAGUUGCUCAGAAAUCCACUGAACAGACCAACGUUGUUGCCGACACCGCGGUUGCCGGGGCCAACGAGGUUGCCCAGGCGACGGUGGAGCGCGUGGAGAACGUGGCGAGCGGAUUGGUCAAGACGGCUGCAGCAGCAGAUCAGCCUGAACCUGCAGCUCAGUAGACUCAGAAUGUUUCCGUCACAGAGGAGAGAAGAAGAAACUCAACGCUAACCUGCUGCUCUGCUGCUCCUCCUCUGCAUUGUUAACCUCAUUAACCAAUCAGAGCGCCGACUGCCUUGUUGCCAUGGUUACAUGGUUUCCCUUGGUUAUGCUUGGAUGAUUUAACACUCAGGUCACUGCUUUCAGAUGAUUGGCUCAUUGAAGUGUUCAACUCCUGCUGCUCACCUGUUUACCUGUAAGCCACGCCCCCUGAUCCAGCCACGCCCCCUGAUCCGGCCACGCCCCCUGAUCCAGCCACGCCCCCUGAUCCGGCCACGCCCCCUGACCCAGCCACGCCCCCAGAUCCGGCCACGCCCCCUGACCCAGCCACGCCCCCUGAUCCAGCUCUACUAAUGCUUGAAGCUUCACUGAAACAGACGAAUGAUGGAGUUUACUCUGAUUCAGGCUCAGCUGGUUGAAUCUUUUAUAAGCUGGAAGAAAUAAAGAGUUUAAAAUGAA